UGCAGUGUCUUCCGACGUGACGAAAAAAUCUGAAUGUGCAUCGAACAGAACUUGCGUAACUGGGACUAGCCUAGGCCUUGCUUUCACCACCCAAGAUAGAUCCAACCGAGUCGACGUUUGAUCGUGAACCGCGUAACAUCGCGCCCGUCCAUUUCCUGGGUCAUCGUUUGGCUCGUGAUCCGCGAUGAUAACGUCGCGAUCGAUAUAGAUCAACGACCCUGCCGCCGAGACCCGGGCCACUCUGGGCUACAAUGCCACGGUGCGACCUUCUCGUGGUCAUCCUCGCGGUGCUCGUAUCCUCGGGGACGUCCACGUCCCAGACACGGGAUGACGAUCAUCACGAGUGCCUGCGUCCGUGUGCCAACGAGGCGUCGUCGAAGAAGCUCUGCCGUUACGAGUUCUUCGUCAGCGAGUUGCCUGCCGUUAUGAGUAAUAGCAACCGAUCCGAAAGCGAGUCGAUGAUCCCGAAGAACAGCUUUUUGCGAAUCAACGGGAAGAGUCCAGGUCCUCGGAUAGAGGUCUGUGCUGGCGAUACGAUCGAGGUACUACUGUACAAUCGAUUGGGAUCACAGGAAUUGUCUUUCCACUGGCAUGGACUGAGACAAAAGGGUUCGUCUCAUAUGGACGGCGUCUCGAUGGUCACGCAAUGCUCGAUAUUACCGUUUGGUGGUUUUCGGUACAAAUUGAAGUCGGAAAGCGCUGGCACGUUUCUUUACUACGCGCAUCUAGUUUCGCAGCAGGGCGACGGCGUGUACGGGUCGUUGACAGUUCGAGGACCACAGGAUGACCCCAGCUUGGAAAGGAUACUUCUGCUGUCAUCAAGGCCGCCGACUCCGCUGUCGCGGUAUUUGCACCUACACCCGCCCACGCCCAGCGAGCUGCUCUUGAACGGCCAGAGCAACGGGGUCGUUAUAAAAGUUGAUCAUGGUGGACGAUACUUAUUACGAGUCAUCAACGCCAAUGCGUACAAUUGUCCCGUUCGGUUAUCCAUUUCCGGGCACAAUUUCCGCGUGGUGGCAGCUGAUGGCAACAGGGUCCAACCGGUGACAGGAAAACACAUCGUUCUCUUUCCAGGUGACGCCUGGAACGAGCCAGAGAUGAACGACACCCGCCUCGCCAUGGAAUGGACCCGCGACAAGACCCUCGAGCUGCUGCGGGAGUACCAGCAACGGCGUGUUCUGUGGGACUGGAACGCCCGCGGGUACCGGGACCGCGCGAAACGCAAGCACGCCAUACAGGAGCUCGCCGAGAUCCUCUGCUGCAACACCCUCGAGAUCGAGAAGAAGAUCACGAACCUGAAGUGCCAGUACUCGAGGGAGGUGCACAAGAUACAGAACAGCCGGGAGGCCGCCGCCGGGCCCGACGAUGUUUACGUGUCCAAGUGGUUCGCCUUUAAGGCGAUGCAGUUCCUGCAAUUCGGCACACGCAGAUACAGCAAACGGAAGAAGAAGGUGGAGGAGGACUCGUCGAAGUUGCAGGAGGAGUACAUCGUGAGCGACAUCGACCCCGAGAGCAUAACGUUCGUGGACUGCAACGAGGAGACGAACGGCUCCGGGACCGGGUCGUUCAACGCGUCGUUGAGCGAGGACGCGGAGGAAUGGUCCUCGUCGAGCCUGAAGGCGAUGAAGCUGUACAACGGCUCUCUGCCUGACCAGAGCAGCCCGAUCGGCGACGGUGACGGCGACCUGGAGGAAUCCGGCCAGACGAAUCUCGGGACAGAGCCGGCGACGGAACGGAAACGGACGAAAGAGGACUUCGCGAAGUUCGCCGAGAGCAUCGCCGUGCAGCUCGCCGAAAUCCCGGACUCGUACUCGAGGUCCGUCGCGAAGCUCAGGAUCAAUCAGAUCCUGUUCGAGGCGGAGAUCGGCGUCUACGCGCAAACGCAUCGCGAGCGAUUUGACGCACUCGUCGCGGCGGAUCAAUCACCAGGAAAGUACCUCGUCGACAUGAAGGGUCUUCAGGAUUGUCAGAACCUUCGACAGGAGGCUUAUGUUCUUUAUAAUAACGCGAGGCCGGAUUCCGUGGCAACGAGCGACCAAGAACCAUUUGGAACCGAUGACGAGGACACGGCAAAAAACGGCUACAAUUGUGCCGAAGGCGGUGGGACCAUUUGCGCAUUGGACUUGAAGGGGCCGACGAGGAUGUUGACUGACAACGAGGUCUAUCAGGUCGUUUACGUUCCCUUCGACGUCAACAGCUACCCCUCGAUCACGGAUGAGAUGACUGACAACAGAUACAACGUUUACGGAUGCCCGUACUACCCCACCUACUUGAGUACGAAACAGGACGGAGCGAAGAUCGCGCAGAUCAAUGACAUGACAUUCAAAUAUCCGACAUCUCCGCUGUUAUCGCAGCCGGAGAACACACCGGAAGAGGCAAUUUGCACCGUCGAAACGCGCUCGAAACAAUGCACAGUCGAUACACCGUUGUUCUGCGAGUGCGUUCAGACGAUCGAGAUUGCUCCCAAAAAGACUAUCGAAAUUAUAUUUAUAGAUCAAGGUUUCGGCGGAAACACGUCGCACACGUUCCAUAUGCACGGUUACCACGCAAGUAUUGUAGGAAGGGGCAAUUUCCAACAGCCGGUUACCAAAGAUGAGAUUAUGCGUUUAGAUUAUGAGGGGAGGAUCGAACGGAAUUUAGUAGAUCCACCAAAAAAGGACGCUUUCGUUGUGCCUAACAAGGGUUUCGCUAUACUUCGCUUUUUUAGCGAUAAUUUAGGGUACUGGUUGGUCGAAGCACGAAGUACAGCGAUCUCCCCUGGAACAUUCGGGCCUGGUAUGCAAUUCUUAUUGAAGGUGGGAAAUUCCGAGAGUUUCAUACCCGUUCCUCUAGAUUUCCCCACCUGCGGGAACAACAAGCAACCAGACAUGGUGUUCGAAAAUAACUGAACCAUAAGUUAUUACAUAGCAAUAGAACCUCGUGCUGUCGUAAGUUAUUUAUAACAUGAAUAUCCGAUAUUUUUAUACUUUCCCCUUCGAACUUCGUCCCCGACAAUGUUUAAUCAUCGUCCAUAAAAGGAACUGUCUAAAUUAAAUAAACCGUACACACCGAAUGCA
Molecule: messenger RNA, 3056 nt
Organism: Megalopta genalis
Lineage: Eukaryota; Metazoa; Arthropoda; Insecta; Hymenoptera; Halictidae
Source: RefSeq, a predicted model, not a curated record